AUGGCAAUCAAUGAAUUGGAAUCACUUGGAUUAGAUCCCGAAAACUUGAGAGGUCAAGGCUAUGAUAAUGGCGCGAACAUGAAAGGGAAAAACAUCGGCGUGCAGAACCUAAUUCUGGAAAAAUACCCAAGAGCAUUUUUUGUACCAUGUUCUUCGAAUCGGUGGGAUAUUAUGAAAAGCCAUAUCACGACAGCUUCCACGUUAGCUCCGAAAAACCUUUGCACAACUCUAUGGUCCAGUCGAAUCGCUGCAAUGAAACCACUUCGGCUGAAUCUUGGCAAAAUAAUCGCUGCAUUGGAUGAAAUUGAGAAUUCAACCGCUUUCAAGGAUAAAGUUCGUUAUGAAGCUAGAGCAAUUAUCGACAAAAUUGAUUAUCCGUUUGUGUGUGCAGUAUGUAUGUGGUACGAUGUUUUAAGUCACGUUAACAUUGCUUCGAAAGCCCUGCAAUCAAUUGAUUCGGAUUUGCAAGCCGCUGUACUUUGUUUGGGUAGUACUAAUUUUUUUUUGGAAGAAUACAGAUCAACUGGACCUGAAAAAGUUUUUAGUGAAGCAACAGAAAUCUGUGAGAGUAUGGAAAUCGAGGUCGUUUUUACAAACAGUCGCAAGCGUGUUGCUGUUGGGCGUGAAAUAAAUUCGGAAGAAAGCUUCCAAAAUGAUUUCAUUGAUGUUGUCUUGAACGUAGCAAUCAAUGCAGUAGAGGAGCGAUUCGUUGCAUUAGAGAAGCACAAUUCAACAUUCUCCUUUCUCUACAAAUUUGACGAUUUUGAUCAAAAUAGAAGAAAUGGAAAUUUGCUCAAGUCGUGCAAACAGCUUCAAGUAACGCUUUCAAAGGGAGAAGAAUGUGAUAUUGAUGUUGACGAAUUGAUUUCAGAGAUGACGGUUGUGGCGGAAUUGGUAAAGCAUCGUCAUUUGGUUAGAGUCAUCGAUAUACUCAACGGGAUCAAGAGCAGCGACCGUUUGAAUGGCUUAGCUACAAUAUCAAUUGAGCAUGAAAUUGCUGAUUCAAUUCAAUAUGAGGAUAUCAUCGACGAAUUUGCCGCUUCCAAAGCCCGGAAAGUUUCCUUUUACUGA
Sitodiplosis mosellana (orange wheat blossom midge) is the source of this 1071-nucleotide messenger RNA. RefSeq lists its product as uncharacterized. The transcript has 3 exons. The coding region runs from base 1 to 1071 and encodes 356 amino acids. NCBI's taxonomy places the organism in Eukaryota, Metazoa, Arthropoda, Insecta, Diptera, Cecidomyiidae. The record is from RefSeq and is a predicted model, not a curated record.